Musa acuminata subsp. malaccensis (wild Malaysian banana) is the source of this 1545-nucleotide messenger RNA. RefSeq names its product probable beta-1,4-xylosyltransferase GT43A. Gene Ontology annotation, cellular component: Golgi membrane. Lineage: Eukaryota; Viridiplantae; Streptophyta; Magnoliopsida; Zingiberales; Musaceae. Gene Ontology annotation, molecular function: galactosylgalactosylxylosylprotein 3-beta-glucuronosyltransferase activity; xylosyltransferase activity. Gene Ontology annotation, biological process: glucuronoxylan biosynthetic process; plant-type secondary cell wall biogenesis. The record is from RefSeq and is a predicted model, not a curated record.
AAUAAAAGUUGCAGCUUUCAAUCUUCCUUUGUCUGUCCGCAACGGCCGUCAGCUUCACUGCGUAUAAAAAUUCCUCGCUUCCUCUGGACGAGGAAUUGAAGAUUCAAUUGCCUUCCCAUAUUCUUCUUCGACACGGCGAGGGAGAUGGGGUCGCUGGAUCGAUCCAAGAAGAGGAGCCACCUGUUGAAGAAGGCGCUCGUGCACUUCUCCCUCUGCUUCGUGAUGGGCUUCUUCACCGGCUUCGCGCCCCACAGCACCGCCACCCUCUUCCACCACCGCCCCGUCAAGAGCGUCGGCGUCGUCCCCUCCGCCCCUGUCGACCCCAUGGAGAGGGUCAUCGACGCGAGCCUGAUCCAGAUCCCGAGAUCUUUCCCGGCCGCCGUCCUGCCUGAGGGCGACGCCAAUCCGCCGCCUCCCAAGGAUGUGGGGCGGGGUCACGAGCCGCAGUCGCCGUCACGGCGGCUGCUGAUCGUUGUGACGACCACCCGAUCCAACGACCGGCUCCAAGGUGCGUACUUGCGGCGGCUGGCGCACACCCUGCGCCUGGUCCCGCCGCCGCUGCUGUGGGUCGUCGUCCAAGCCCACGCCGACGCCCUCGCCACCGCCGAGAUGCUGCGGACCACCGGGGUCGUGUACAGACACCUGACCUUCAUGGAGAAUUUCACCGACCCUGAGGCGGAGGCCGACCACCAGCGCAACGUCGCCCUCAGCCACGUCGAAUACCACCGUCUCGCUGGGAUCGUGCUCUUCGCCGCCGCAUCGAACGUCUACGAUCUCAGAUUCUUUGAUGAGAUCAGAGAGAUCGAGGCUUUUGGGACAUGGACAGUGGCUGUCAUGUCGACAAACAGGAAGAGAGCAGCAUUGGAUGGUCCAAUUUGUCAUUCAUCGAAGGUUGAAGGGUGGAUCUUGAAGGACUUGAGCGAUGACAAAAGGUUGUUGGUGACUAGCACAGACUUGAACCAGAAACCUCCAAAGAUUAAUAUUUCUGGCUUUGGAUUCAAUAGCUCGAUAUUAUGGGAUCCCGAGAGGUGGGGUCGCCCUACCUCAUUGCCCGACACAUCACAGGAUUCAAUCAAGUUUGUGCAUGAUGUCAUCCUGGAAGAUGAAACCAAGUUGAAGGGCAUUCCAGCUGACUGCUCCAGGAUCAUGGUGUGGCAACUCUAGAUGCCCAGAGCAAUUCCUCUGCCUUUUCACUCCCAAAACCAAGACAGAAACAAAAAAAAAAAAAGAGGUAGAUAAGGUGAGAAACCCAAAAGGGGUCAUGUAAAUGAGAAGGGAACUGUUUCUAGCUCUUCUUUCUUACAUCUUUUCUUUUUGGGGAAGGUUGAGAUUAGUCACCUCCCCAUCAACACACCAUUUAUCAUUACUUCCUGGUAUUAUUCUUUCACUUGGUGGAUGCUCAUACAGUAUAGUAAGGGUUGGUUACCAUUGUUCCUGUCAUAGAUCAUUGCUUCCCUAGCCAUUGGAUUUGUAGUCUUUGAAGUGUCUAAUAUCUAUUUUUUUUCAAUAUAAACCUAAAUUAUAGAUCCAUUUGUGAUUUCAAGA